CGGUUUUGCAUAUUUUUUAUCUUUUUUCUUUUCCUCCUUUCAACCAUGGCCGUAUCACUUUUAGCCUACGUUGUUACUUUUUUUGUUUUUACUUGUAGUUAUAUAUUAACCAUUCUUGCUUUAGCUCUUCCUAAAUGGUUAACGUUUAUCACUCCAGCUCCGUUUUACACUGAAACAAACUAUGGUCUUUUCCAGAUUUGUAGAAGUUUUGCAAAAUGUCGAGCUUUCCCUUCUGGUGAUAAUGGAGACUGCGGAGAAGAUGGUUUUUGUGAACUAUGGCGUGGAGCAGCAGCUGGAAUGGUAUUAUCAGCCAUCCUUGGUGCUUUCGUUUUACUUGCUUUACUUGGAACAAUGUGUAGUGGACGACGAAAAAGAGCAAAGGCUUGGAUGACAUUAGCUGGACUGUUUGUAAUUUAUGCUAUUCCACAAGUCUUAUCCAUGGGUAUUGUUGCGUAUCUAUAUAAUUCCAGUUCUACCUUUUAUAUUGGUACCCGUUACAAUGUAUCUUUUAUUCUUUGUAUCAUUAGCUGGUGUCUUAGUAUCUUCUUGGCGGUGAUUCUCUCCAUAGUUGCCUUUGUUGGUCCUCCUGAAUAUGCCUACAAUCCAAUUGAUUCCUAAAAAAAAAAGUGAUAUAUAUAUAUAUAUAUAUAUA
This is a messenger RNA of Halteromyces radiatus, 652 nucleotides long. RefSeq lists its product as uncharacterized. The transcript has 7 exons. The coding region runs from base 46 to 618 and encodes 190 amino acids. Lineage: Eukaryota; Fungi; Mucoromycota; Mucoromycetes; Mucorales; Cunninghamellaceae. The record is from RefSeq and is a predicted model, not a curated record.